Molecule: messenger RNA, 1677 nt
Organism: Zerene cesonia (dogface butterfly)
Lineage: Eukaryota; Metazoa; Arthropoda; Insecta; Lepidoptera; Pieridae
Gene: Actbeta
Product: inhibin beta chain-like
Exons: 4
Coding region: 579-1208 (209 amino acids)
Biological process (GO): SMAD protein signal transduction
Cellular component (GO): extracellular region
Molecular function (GO): cytokine activity; growth factor activity
Source: RefSeq, a predicted model, not a curated record
GUCGGCCCCUGUGAUUCUUAGGGGAUGGUUGUUAACGGCAGUAUGAAAAACUUUUUACGCAACAAUAAUUUUCCGACGUGAGCGUAAUGGAGGCGCUCAGCAAUGGACAUCAACGAUGGAUUUAUUUGUAUCAUUUAUUUAUUAUUUACUAACAUACAACGGUUAGGAAAGGAUGUUGUGAUGUCGUAUAUUUUUAAAAGGAUAUCCAUACUAAGCAUUCCCUGUAUUUAUUGAAAUUAAGCUGGUGUUCACGCGGUAACGCAAGCUUGAGUCGGCGUGUGUGUUACGCGUAGCACACACGACGAGAGAGUGUGCGUAGCCUGCAGCCACGGGCGACAAACGUGUGCACCCGGCAUAAACUAUCUUAUAACUGCAUCGCAGCAUCUUUAGUAAUGGGUCAUCUCGUAUAGCAGCAAAUAAGUGUAUUUGUAGGUGUUGAAAAAUCGGUUUUUAUCGGAAUUUUGAAUGCUUUUUCUUUGUCAAUAGGUGAAACGCUAAAUGGACAGCGUCUCAUAGAAUUUAGACUGGGCUCUGAAGCAGAGUCCGAACAAGGACUGUCCGUAGCUGAGGCGGAGUUAAUGGUGCGCGCUGAGACGGCGCCACGAACGCGCCGCCUACGUUAUACGCUAUGGGCGUUCACAGUACACGGGAAUAGCAGCGUUGGUGAAAUGGCCGGCGCUACAGAAGUCGGCGGCACCAACGGUGGUCGCGGCUGGCAACGACUGGACGUGACAGCAGCAGCGCGGCGCUGGGCGGCGGGCGGUGCGCGCAGCCCGCUGCGACUGCUGCUAGACUGCAGCGGGUGCGCGGGCCGCGUGCGGCUGCGGCUGGGCGGCGCGGCGGCGGCGCGCCCGCUGCUGCGGCUGCGGCUCUCGCCCCGCGCCCCGCGCCGCCGCCGCGCGCUCGACUGCGACGCCGCAGACCACGGCCGGUGCUGUCGACAGACGUACUAUGUGAGCUUCCGCUCGCUCGGUUGGGACGACUGGAUCGUUGCGCCCGAGGGAUAUUACGCCAAUUAUUGCCGCGGCGCGUGCGAGCCCUUCCUCAACUAUCACUCGCAGGUGGUAGAAGCAGCUCGGCUGGAGCGCGCCGCGUGCUGCGCCCCCGUGCGCUUCUCCGCGCUCUCGCUCAUCUACUUCGGCGCCGACUCGAACAUCAUCAAACGCGACCUGCCCGAGAUGGUGGUUGAGGAGUGCGACUGCCCGUAGCGGCUCUGUACAUAGCCUCCGCCGCCCGCCCCGCUCCCCCGCCGCUUUCGCCGCUCGAAUCCGAUUUAAUCCGAUCGAUUAUAAAUAAUAUUCUCGAAUUGUGUAACAUUUUGUUCCUCGCGUUCAAAGACUAUAUCCUAAAUCAAAUGGUGAGUCGCGAACGACUCGCGUCUGCGCUCGAUGUGCUAGAGACUUUAUUCGCCCUGUGAUACAUCGCAUGCGUAGUUUUGAGGCUCCGUUGUUAGAGCUAAAGUUCUAGGCAACAUGCCAAAUUGCCUGAUGAUUGCGCAUGCGAUGAAACGCAGUUGCGACGCACAACCUGAGGCGCCGACACGACUCGUGCGCGACCAGCCUAAAUAAUUUAAUAUGCCGUUUUCUUUCACCACGUUUGGUGAUCGCUUGUAAUUAUUGUAAACUGUAUUAUAAUAAUUAUUAUAAUUAUAAUAAUAAAUCAACUUUUUCAUAAUUA